AUCCAUGUUAAAUAGCGUCGACCGAGCGCCAAUUAACUGGUAUGUCAUUGUCAGUAAAUAGUUAGCUGUGACUUGUCAGUAAGUCGUUACAUCUACAUUGGAGAAUAUACACAUUCUACACCCUGAAAAAUAUUAUUUGAAGAAUUCCUCAAAAUGACUUACAAACUAACAUACUUUAACGCAACAGCCCUGGGCGAACCUAUCAGAUUUCUUUUGUCUUAUUUGGAUAUUGAUUUUGAAGAUUAUCGCUUUGAAGUGGAAUCAUGGCCAACCAUCAAACCAACUAUGCCGUUUGGUAAGGCACCAAUUUUGGAGGUAGACGGUAAAGUAUUGAACCAAUCUGCAGCAAUUUCUCGUUACUUGGCGAAGAAAGCAGGAUUAGCCGGAAAUGAUGAUUGGGAAUCGAUGCUUAUUGAUAUUGCGGUUGAUAACAUACACGAUUUAAGACAAGCGCUCGCGGGGUACUUUUACGAUCAGAAUGAAGAAUCUAAAAAUCAAAAAUACGUUCCCCUGUUUAAAGAAACUGUACCGUAUUACAUGGAUAAAUUUGAAGAAAUCGUUGCAGAAAAUAAAGGAUACUUUGUAAACGGAAAGUUAACUUGGGCUGACUUAUUCUUUGUAGGAGUUUUAGGCUAUUUGAAUCAUAUGGCCAAAAUCGAUUUGUUGGAAGGCCGCCCUCACUUGCAAGGACUCAAAGACACAAUCGAAAAUAUUCCUCAGAUAAAGUUAUACAUAGAAAAACGACCUACGGCAAUGUUUUGAAUUUUACUUUACAACUAUUGCUUCUUACUGCAGUUUCGUAAUGACAUAAUCAGCGUAAAUGAAUUUUUUGAGCUUUAUGAUCUAAAAUAAUUUAACUAAAGCCUAAACCCUAAAGGUUUAAACGUAGAAGAUCAAAGCACAUAUAUAUUGAUAGUAUAUGUAUAUUGAUUCUAAAAUGUUAUUAAAAAAAAAAAAAUGCGUUUGAUUUUAACCUAAUUUGUCCAUUGCAUAUGGCUAAAAUGAACCAUGUACUUGAAAUUUCGUGUGUAAAAAAUACUAAAUCACUAAAUUGUGGACUAAUUAAAUAUUAAUAAUGACGUACAAAAUAAAAUUGAAAUUAAAAAUAGAUAAAGCAAUAUUAUAUUUAACUGUCUUUUCUCUGUUAGAUUAUAGGUGCCUGCUAGGGUUCACAUCCAAGCUAGAUAAAUAAUAAUGAUGUCUAAUGCUACGAACAAGUGAACAUACAUUUUUUUAAAUUAUUAAUAGUAUUAAUUAUAAAACGAUAGUCGACAAUUACCAUAACCGCAAUUACAUAGGUUGGCAUUUGAUUUAGUGUAAAAUACGAUAAAAAUUAAUACAUUUAUUAUGAAAUUUGAAAAUAAAUCAGUUAGGUACAUGAAAUAAUUAAUAAUGACCUACAAAUAUGUAAGGUACUAAUUAUUACAUUCAGAUGCGUCAUAAUAUAAUUAGUCAAUGGUAAUAUCUAUCCGUAGCAAUUAAAUCAUACUCGACAAAAAAAAAAAAAAACAGCAAAUCUUUAAAAUAUACUCAAAACCCUUUUCUCAGAUGAA
Molecule: messenger RNA, 1553 nt
Organism: Adelges cooleyi (spruce gall adelgid)
Lineage: Eukaryota; Metazoa; Arthropoda; Insecta; Hemiptera; Adelgidae
Product: glutathione S-transferase-like
Exons: 5
Coding region: 154-762 (202 amino acids)
Biological process (GO): glutathione metabolic process
Molecular function (GO): glutathione transferase activity
Source: RefSeq, a predicted model, not a curated record